Molecule: messenger RNA, 516 nt
Organism: Hyaloscypha bicolor E
Lineage: Eukaryota; Fungi; Ascomycota; Leotiomycetes; Helotiales; Hyaloscyphaceae
Exons: 1
Coding region: 1-516 (171 amino acids)
Source: RefSeq, a predicted model, not a curated record
AUGAGUUUCAACCUCAGCCCUCCCGUUUCGUCUCCCCCAGGAUUUGCGGAAGACUUCGAAUCCGCUGGUGCUCAUGGCAGUGUCUCACCGAAUAGCAAAGACGCUAUCGGUUCAGAUGCCCUACUCCAACAUUCUCAUGAACAACAAGCCGAAUUUCCAUCCAAUUCCAACCUUUUCAGCUACGAGCAUGACAUUAAUGGAAAUGGUGGGAACCCUGGCAAAAAGCGUAACGGGGAGCCUCUCCGCUACCGCUGUGUGGUGCGUCCCGCGGGUGGCUCCGAAUGCUCACCAGUUUUUGUGGACAGUAACAAGAGGCGUAUGACUAGAUCUGGAAUACCGGCUCAUGUGGAAAGCCCGCCUCAAACUGCAAAAGAGAAGUUAGAGCACUACAAAGCACAUUUAGAAACCUUCCUCGAUCAGCAUACUCACCAGUAUUUGCCCCAGACUCAAUAUAACGGCUCAACUCGGACGGGGAAGACGACGCGGCAUCUUGACAGCACCGGCUUGAGUACUUAA